UGGUAGCUCCAACCUCAUUGUCCCUUCAUUCUCUUCUUGCGUUGAUACAAAGUUAGGGGAUUUGCUUACCAACACAAAGACGAUGAGCUCUUUUCUGAGACGCAUCGAUUUCGUGAAGAUGGUUUUCAUGGUAUUCAUCGUCUUGGUUUUCCUGGGAAGUCCAGCUAUCGCCACGGGAAAAUUAGACUUGUUGGCUGAAUUAUACGGCAGGGAAGACAUGGUUAAGUGGGCUGGUUACGGAGACGAGAAGCUCUCCACCGUUCUGAUCGAUGGCAAACUUCUCUGCCAUGGCUCUGGUGGAAAAGAUGAGGCACAUCCCGUCUCAGGAGCAACGGUGGGCGUCUUCUGUGGUGCACGGGGGAAGGCGAAGCAAGCAUGGAGCAAAGGGAGCACAGACAGUUACGGGGAGUUCGUAAUUGAUGUUCCUUCACAUCUCCAUGCAAUCCCAAACUUAGAAAAGAUAUGUCAUGUUAAAGUAGUUCAUCUACCAAGAAGCAGUCCCUGCCGACAACCUUGUAUAGGAAAGCACAAAUGGAUGAUGAAACUGACCUCUGUAGGUGACGGCACCCGCACUUACACUACCAACAACAUAAGAUUGAUGAUGCCUCCUCAGAAGCACACAUGAGAAUGUGAUGAGGGCAUAGUGAAAUUAUGCGUACAGCAUAUAAUGAAUUGAAAGACUUGCAGCUUGUGUAUGGAUGGCGCUUCAGUCACAGUUUGAGUUGCAGGUUUGAUGCAUUUGGCUUUGCUUUGUUUCAAGCAUGUAUAACUGAAAAGAGUGAAAUGUUUGGGGAGUGGUGUAAGAUGGUGUAUAUAUAUAGCUCCUUCUUGUUUGAGAUAUACAUACAUCAAUUCAUAUUCCAAAUUAAUGUGAUUCUUGAUCCUUUGUUUGCGCACAAUGAAUGUUUGUAAUAGA
This is a messenger RNA of Sesamum indicum (sesame), 916 nucleotides long. RefSeq lists its product as uncharacterized. Lineage: Eukaryota; Viridiplantae; Streptophyta; Magnoliopsida; Lamiales; Pedaliaceae. The record is from RefSeq and is a predicted model, not a curated record.